Boleophthalmus pectinirostris (great blue-spotted mudskipper) is the source of this 4472-nucleotide messenger RNA. RefSeq names its product netrin 5 (gene ntn5). The coding region runs from base 173 to 2557 and encodes 794 amino acids. The record is from RefSeq and is a predicted model, not a curated record. Lineage: Eukaryota; Metazoa; Chordata; Actinopteri; Gobiiformes; Gobiidae. Gene Ontology annotation, molecular function: protein binding. The transcript has 7 exons.
CAGGGCUCCUCGCGCCCCGCUGCCGGCGUGCUGUCCCCUCUCGAGCGCUCCCCUCUCACUCUCCGGACGCGCUGGACCCGGACACUUGUUCCGCUCCUGCUCCAGACCAAGACGGACAGUAGGGGCUGAAUACGCAGAAGGGAAGUCACUGGGAUGCGUAUGGCUGGAUGACAUGAUGUACCCGCCCUCCUCCCUACCCCCAUCCUCGCCCUCCUCCAACUCUCUUCUCCCUCUCCUCCUUCACCUCCUCUUCUUCUUCUACCCCUCCUCGCUUGUCUCCUCCUCUCCUCCUCACGUGCCCUUGAGCUGGACCUCUUCCCACAACCCCUGCUACCACAGCGACGCCCGCCCUCGCCACUGCCUCUCUGAGUUCAUCAACGCGGCGUAUGGCGUUCCCGUGGACGCCACUCGCUCCGGACGCAAUUUCGACAAUAACAUCACCUCUCUGACGGAUCUGCAUAACCCCCAUAACCUGACCUGCUGGGUGGCACCGCAAGGCCCAGACGCAAAAGAGUGGGUGCUGACGCUUCCACUAGGGCGGCGCUUUGAGAUCACGUACAUCAGUUUGCAGUUCUGCCAGCAGGGGGAGCCGUCUGAUCCCAUUUCUAUCUCCAUACUAAAAUCUAUGGACUUUGGGCGUACAUGGAGACCUAUGCAGCAUUACUCCAGUGACUGUCUAACUGAUUUCAACCUGCCUUCUCAAACAUCUGCUCAAACCAGGCACCAGGAAACAGAGCCCCUUUGCUCGGACCCCAGACCCCUCCAGAAGCAAAGAGGAGGGAUGGUUCUGGCUUUUUCCACUUUAGAUGGUCGUCCGUCCUCUCCUGACUUUGACUAUAGCCCCACUCUCCAAGACUGGGUCACAGCUACAGACAUAAGGAUUGUCUUUCACAAAGUAACCAGAGAGGAGAAAGGGAGCAGUUUUGAAAUUGGCAAAGCCCCGCCCCCUCCGCGGUGGCAUGACGUAGACGACAACAGACGGACUGGAGUUUUGACAUGGAGACCAGGGUUUAAUCAGAUGAAUGUAGAAAAUACGCUGGUGUUUUUCGACACGGAUGCAAAAAACUCAGAGGUUCAGCCCAGAAAUAAAGAGAAACACGGGAGGAAAGGUCAGGAUAAAGAGGGCCAUAAUGUGACCAGCAAAGAAAACAGAGACCCGUUUGAUCUGGAUUUGCACACAUCACCAAAGCGAGGGAAGGGAAAAGGACGAGGCCGCAAGAAGGACAGCGGCCUUUGCCCCAACAAGGACUGUGAUUGGAUGGUGGAGGGACGGGGGCGGGGCAACAAGGGACGUGAGCUCAGAAAGAGACGAAACAAUAACAUCAACAGAUCCAGCGUCAGACACCUACAGAUGGCUCCACUCUCCACUGAGCCUGUCCGGACCCUGGCCCUGUCUGACCUACAGGUGGGCGGCAGGUGUAAGUGCAACGGCCACGCCUCCAAGUGUCGCCGUGAUGACAAUGGGCGGGCGGUGUGCGUUUGUGAGCACCAUACAGCAGGACCAGAUUGUGACGUGUGUGAGGACUUCUACUACGACAGACCAUGGCACCGAGCCACGCCCACCAACCCCAACCCCUGUGUUGCGUGUGAGUGUAACGGUCACUCAAACAAAUGUCGCUUCAGUAUGGAGGUGUUCCAGCAGUCGGGGAGGAAGAGUGGAGGAGUCUGUCAGAAGUGCAGGCACCACACAGCCGGGCGCCACUGCCAGUACUGCCAGAACGGGUACACACGGGACCACACCAAACCCCUCACCCACCGCAGGGUCUGCCAGCCGUGCCAGUGCCAUCCUCUGGGCGCCGUGGGCAGGUGGUGUAAUCAGACUUCGGGGCAGUGUCUUUGUCGAGAGGGCGUGGCCGGGCUCAGGUGUAACCGCUGUGCCCCUGGAUACAAACAGGGCAAGUCCCCCCUGAGACCCUGUGUCAGGGUCCUGGAGGUCGCCCCCACGCCCAUGUACCAGUCCCAGUACAGCAUAGCUGAAGAGUGCGUGUCAUACUGCCAGCCUGCCCAACAUAAAGUCCGAAUGAAUCUGGAAACCUAUUGUCUCAAGGAUUAUGUUCUGAAGGUGCAUGUGAAGGGGAUGGAGCGCUCUGGACCCUGGUGGCAGUUCUUCAUCUCUGUACAGACGGUAUUUCGCGCAGGGUCUACCUCUCGCGUGCGCAGGGGCUCCCAAUCUCUGUGGGUCCCGGAUCGAGACUUGAGCUGCGGUUGCCCCGGGCUUCACGUGGGACGGACGUUUCUCUUGAUCGGGGCGGAGGAGGGGGAGAGGGGCUGGGGGCCUGAAGAGAGGAGGCUGGUGGCGGAUCGUUCCACUCUGGCUCUGCAAUGGAGAGAGCACUGGAGCCCCAAACUCAGAGGCUUCAGGGGCCAGGACAAGAGGGGGCGCUGUCCUCCCAAAUCGGCCAUUGGUCAGCCCCAUAUUGAGCAAAGAAAGGCAGAGUAUAUCCCCCCUCACCUGCUCACGGACUCACAGACUGAAACAGACGUCAAACAGAGCUCUACACAGAUGCCCAUCCCCUCCUCGCAUACGCUGGUCUGCUCCACAAAAGCGCCCUCAUAGCACUAACCCAUAAUACUUUGCUCCUCACACACUCAGAGGGCACGUCUCAUUUCUCUAUCCUCGCUUCCCUCUCCUUCAUUCCUCUCCUUGAUCCUUCGUUUGUCAGCUGUCAAUCAAAUGUUACAUACUAAGUGGUAUCCAACAUAAAACCACGGAAUGAAGGCGUAAACAUGAGGGAGGCGUCAGGAGGCAGAUGUCAGAUAAAAUUAUCAAACUUUAUUGGUCUAAGUGAGGAGUUUAUGGCUCAUUUCUCUUUGGUCGCUUCCUUCUCCUUGAUUGCUCUCCUUGAUUCUGCAAGAAAUGGGUGAGGAAUUCGCACCCACAGAGGAGACACAGCAAGGAGAGAGGAGCAGAGGAGAGAGGAGACAGUCUUUCCACAGGCGCUGGUUCUGACCAAAAUAACCCUUUAGGGAGGACUAUACUGAGGCUUAUUUAAUAUUAUUAUUUCAGGACUUUUAUAUCAAAGUCAGACCGGCAUCGUUGCUUUCAGAUGAAGAUGUUUGAACGUACUGUACGUUUUCAUUAGUUUUAAUAUAAAAUUUUGAAUUGUUCAAAUCAGACAUCAUUUGGUGCUGUUCCUUUAAAUUAUUGUAAAAGUACAAACUCAAAAACAGUUUUAUUAUUUGAUGUGAUGUCUGCUUCCUGAUCCUUCCUCAUGUUUACUCUUUGGUUUCCUUUCCUUGUCUCCUUGGAGCUUUGGGACACCACUUAAUAUGGUGUAUUUGAUUGACAGCUGAAAAAUAGAGGAUGGAGGAAAGGAAUGAAGGAGAAGAAGUGAGGAAAGAGAAAUGAGCUGUGGCCCAAGACAAUGGAGCAGCAGAGUAAACACAUGACCUGAAUGUGAUGAAACAUGCCUUUAUUUCUAAGGUGCAAUAACAGAUUUUGCAGCAAUGCAAAAUCAACCUAUAGAUUUGUUUUUAAUAUUUGUCCAGAACAAAAUAUAUAAUUUAAACUGUAAAAUUAUAUUACUAUAAAGUAAAUCAUAAUUAUAAAUUCAUUAGAAUGCUAUAAUGUUGUACUUCCUCAAAAACAUACCUGGAGAUGUGCUUUGUUUCAUUCACACACAUUUGAGAAACUCUUUAUUAGUCUGUCUUCAUCUCCAAAGCUCUAAAUGCUCUGCUGCACCUUGUGAUGUCAUGAAGUGGUACUUUUCAAGUUAACAGCUACAUUUGAUCUUUUGUCCAGUAGAAAUUGUCAAUUCCAAGGCUGAAAUCAUCCAGAUGAUUCUGGUGAAGGUAUAUGGAGUUUAAAAAUACAGUGGAGCACUUCCUGUAUUACCACAUGACAUCACAAGAUGGAACAGAGUUUUCUGUUUAAGAGAAGAACUCAGCCUAAAUAUGCAGCAUUUGUGUGUUAAACAUGUGUGAAUGAAACAAAACACAACUCCAGGUAUGUUUGUGAUGAGGAAAUAACAUUAUAAUCGAUCAGAAAAUAAUGUAAUAGGGCCCCUUUAAACAAACAGAUUAGUUGUGCCAAAUAAUAUUAUAAUAUAUGAACUUUUUGAUGCUCCACCUAAUGUUAUUUGUGUAAACUGAUCUCCACAGACAGUAGGGCCUGGCUGUCUGAGCGGUUAAGAAUUCUCCGAUACAGAUCUAAAAAGCUCCAGUCCAAGCUCUGUUUCCAUUUGUCCGAAGUGCCGUCACUGCCCAGGGGAACCCGGGCAGCAUUAAACCAGAUGCCCCGCUCCUAUGUGUGCAGCGGCCAUUUUGUUUGGGUCUUUGCGCAGACUGUGAUUGGCUGAGCGGAAACCUGAGAGUGAAAAUAAAGAGGGGAAAAUAGAGCUGGUGACGGAUGGGGCUCUCAUGAGACUGGACAUCGUUUGCUCAGGAUCUGUGUUUCUAUCCACACAAAGGACUAGAUGACCUACAGAGACUUUAUACUAUAUUUGUUUAUAAUGGUUUUGUGAUCUAUUUAU